AAUAAUCCCCAAACAGACUGCAGCCCACAGUAUAUACCCUCGCGAAAGGGUUUUGCCUUUUGGAACGUGUAAUUCCAAAACCUCAAGCGAAGAAUUCCACUAACAGUAGCAAUGGCUUCAUCAAUUUCUCGAAGUUUACGUCUUCGCAGUUUCUAUGGCUUCCUUACUUCCCAAUGGCGUUUCAGUAAACCCUCAUUUCACAGCCUUCCCGAAAAUUCCUGCACUUUCCCAUCGAAUUUUUUCAGAGAUGAUCGAUACGGAAAGUACCCAGCUUUUGCUGCACUCAAUUUUAAAUUUUUGUGCACGACUGCUACUGGUAACACUAUUAAUCCAUCAAAUUCAGAUGCGCCUGGAGCUGGAAAAUCGACUAGUGGAUCGUCGGAUGGUAAUUCUGGAAACAGUAAUGAUGGCAAGAGUUCUGGUGGAUCGCAAGGGAAGCCUGUUCGUGGUGGGCCUGUUUCGUGGAUGAGCUUCUUUUUGCUUCUUUGCACGGGAGCGGGAUUGGUUUACUACUAUGACAGGGAAAAGGAGCGGCACAUUGAAGGAAUAAAUAGUGCUUCAAAUGCUGUGAGGCAAGGACCCUCUGUUGGGAAAGCAGCUAUUGGGGGUCCAUUUAACCUCAUCGACCAUAAUGGGAAAGCUGUAACUGAUAAGAACUUCGUGGGGAAAUGGAACUUGAUUUAUUUUGGUUUCACUCACUGCCCUGAUAUAUGCCCGGAUGAACUACAGAAGCUUGCUACUGCAAUUGAUAAAAUAAAAGAAAAAUCUGGAAUGGAAGUGGUGCCUGUUUUCAUUUCAGUUGAUCCAGAAAGAGAUACCGUUGAACAAGUUCGUGAGUAUGUCAAAGAAUUUCAUCCAAAGUUGAUUGGGUUAACUGGUAGCUCGGAAGAAAUUAAAAGAGCUGCGCGUGCUUAUCGAGUGUACUAUAUGAAGACAGAAGAAGAAGGUUCAGACUACCUUGUUGAUCACUCAAUAGUCAUGUAUCUGAUGGACCCAAAUAUGCAAUUUGUCAAGUUUUUUGGGAAGAAUGUAGAUACUGAUUCACUUGCAGAUGGCGUAGUUCAAGAGAUAAAGCAACACAAAGUCGUAAAAGCAUAAAUAAUUCUGCAUUCUACUGCUUGAAGAUAUAUCUAAGGUCUCAAUUGAACUAUAUUCUUUCCAUGGCCAUUUUCAGAACAGAAUAAUCUCAAGGGUAUAUUUUUGAAGAUUUUACGAUGGUAUACUUUAUUGAUGGUAUAUUAAGGCCUUGUUUGGCAAGUUUCUGCUUUUUGUAGAAGAGUUUAAUGAGAAAACUGUCUUUGGUUAGCUUCAUUUAAAAACUCUUUCGAUUAGGUAGUAUUUGACUACUUUCAGUAAGUUAUCUCAAUAUAUUAAAAUAUAGCUUUUUAA
Olea europaea var. sylvestris is the source of this 1389-nucleotide messenger RNA. RefSeq names its product protein SCO1 homolog 1, mitochondrial-like. NCBI's taxonomy places the organism in Eukaryota, Viridiplantae, Streptophyta, Magnoliopsida, Lamiales, Oleaceae. The record is from RefSeq and is a predicted model, not a curated record. Bases 112 to 1098 code for a protein of 328 amino acids. The transcript is spliced from 6 exons. Gene Ontology annotation, biological process: mitochondrial respiratory chain complex IV assembly.